UCACCUCACCGCCAACGACAUCAAGACACCUCACACACAGACUCAAGACCAAAACUCUUAACAGUUCUCAACCUUGCUUCAUCGUCCCAAAUCAGCCGAAAAUGCCUCUCAAGGGAAUCUCCCCCGUCAUCUCCCCCGACCUGCUCAAGGUCCUGGCCGAAAUGGGCCACGGCGAUGAGAUUGUCCUCGCCGACGCCCACUUCCCCUCUCAUUCAAUCUGCCCGCCUCACAUCCCCGUCCUAAGGGCCGACGGCAUCACCGUCUCCCGCCUACUGGCCGGCAUCUCCCCUCUUCUCGAACUGGACAACUACGGCGUCGUGCCCGUCAUCAUGAUGGAGGUUGUCAAGGGCGACACCUUUGACGCGAGCGUCGAGUCCGACUUUAGAUCAUCGCUCAAGUACGACGGCGAGAUUGAGAAGCUGGAGAGGUUUGCGUUUUACGAGCGGUCCAAGAAGGCCUUUGCGAUUGUGGCGACGGGGGAGACGAGGAAGUAUGGCAACAUUAUCCUCAAGAAGGGCGUUACACCCAUUACUGAAUAGAGUAUUCAAUUCAAAAGGGAAAAUUACGGCCAUUGAUUGCUCCUCGCUUCGAGAUCCGUAGCCUUCUGGCUUUUGGUUACCUUGUCCGAAAUCUUCA
Molecule: messenger RNA, 636 nt
Organism: Colletotrichum phormii
Lineage: Eukaryota; Fungi; Ascomycota; Sordariomycetes; Glomerellales; Glomerellaceae
Product: RbsD/FucU transporter
Exons: 2
Coding region: 102-539 (145 amino acids)
Biological process (GO): fucose metabolic process
Molecular function (GO): fucose binding; racemase and epimerase activity, acting on carbohydrates and derivatives
Source: RefSeq, a predicted model, not a curated record